UUUCUGUAACGUUUGGCUGGGCCAACAACAUAUGGAUUACCAAAACCCAAAACCAUCAGGAGCCCAAUGCUCAUCAUCACUACACGCCGUUGUCUCCGUCCAGCAAAGUGAACGUUCUCCCCUUCCUUCGCCUUUCGCUUCGACCACUGACUCACUAUUAGCAGGAAAUGAGGAAAGGAUUGCACCCUCAGUUGCAAUGGAUAUCCUAUGUGACUCAGAGUGGCAGAUUGAUGCACGUUUCGAUGACCAAAAUACACCAUGUUGGUAAAGUGUACCACUUUAGGGCUAAACGCCAAAUGGCUGAGAGUUUAGGGCAGAUUGCCAAGUUUAAGCGUCGUUUUGAAGGUGGGAAUGAUGAAGACAAUUAAUAAUGACUUUUACUAGAACGCAGCAGUAAUGUUCUAGUUAGAGUUAUUGGGAAUUGGUCUUUGAUCUGAUGGGUGCUCUACAGAACAUACGUUUUGAUGUUUUAUGGGUUGUUGAAUUUUGACAAAUAUUUCCAUUUGGAACCUGUUAUUAAGUGCUCUAUUGUGGGGUUUAUCAAA
Messenger RNA from Alnus glutinosa, 545 nucleotides. RefSeq lists its product as uncharacterized. NCBI's taxonomy places the organism in Eukaryota, Viridiplantae, Streptophyta, Magnoliopsida, Fagales, Betulaceae. The transcript is spliced from 2 exons. The record is from RefSeq and is a predicted model, not a curated record. The coding region runs from base 168 to 368 and encodes 66 amino acids.